This is a messenger RNA of Saxophila tyrrhenica, 1146 nucleotides long. RefSeq lists its product as uncharacterized. Gene Ontology annotation, molecular function: aspartic-type endopeptidase activity. The coding region runs from base 1 to 1146 and encodes 381 amino acids. The transcript is spliced from 2 exons. The record is from RefSeq and is a predicted model, not a curated record. Gene Ontology annotation, biological process: proteolysis. NCBI's taxonomy places the organism in Eukaryota, Fungi, Ascomycota, Dothideomycetes, Mycosphaerellales, Extremaceae.
AUGACCUUCGCGACCGCCUCCACAACGGACAAUGAUGUGCAAGAACACAUAACAAUCCCGCUUGUCCAACACCAACCUGAGAAAAACGAUGCCUUCGAGCAAACCAUCCACGCAGUCUCCCGCCAUGCAGCCCGCGGAUCCAAAUACGCCGUCGCCCCAGAACACCAAAUAGACGCCGGCUUCUGGCUCGGAACCUUCGACGUUGGCGCCAGCAAGAACGUCGACCUCCUCAUCGACACCGGCUCCGCGGAUGUUGCCAUCAAUCCAGACCUCUAUCAGCCCUCACCACACGCCCAGAACUUACACCAAAAAGGCGAGCUCCAAUACAUAACCACCAACUCCGACGGCUGCGGCGUCGCAGACAUCAAAUACCAGACCUUCACCGACACCGUCUGCAUGGCCGGUCUGACGUCGCACAAUCAAACGCUCGCUAAAUUGAUCAAGACCAAGCCACCGAACGCCGGAACGAUCACUGUCUUCCGACACGGCGGCCUCGUAGGUUUCGGCGGCACGAAAGCGAGUCAGACGCAGAUUGGCGGGAAGCCGUUUUUCCAGCAACUCUGCGACCAAGGGGCUGUGAAAGCGUGUCGUUUCGGCCUCGCGUAUGGGACAGAAGGGCGUGGGAAGCAGAUUCUUGGUGGUGUCGACAAGAGCCUGUUCAAAGGCGAUCUCUCGUUCUCCCCCAUCAAUCCCAUCUUCUCUCCUGUCGAGGCAGACGGCAACGUGGUUUAUUCGAACGAGAACGGGUCCGGCAAGAUCAAGAACCAGUACUUCAUCUUCGAUUCCGGGACAGCCAAUAUCGUUGGUCCUCGCGUUGAAGUACGCAAGAUGUUCAAAGCGCUUGGGAUUCAGAUUGUCAAGCAGACUGCGGAAGGCUGCGCGAGCGUGAUCUAUGGCUACUACGCUUGCGACUCGCCAGCCAAAGUCGGCUUCACGCUCGGUGGCAAGCCAUUCUACAUCGAACCAUCUGCGUUCCAACUGGCGAAUAACGGAGAAAACAAUUGCACUGCUACUAUCACAUCUUUGGAUGGCGAUGCUCCGUACUGGAUUGUUGGGCAGUCGUGGUUUCAAGGAAAGUACGUAGACUUUCAGCAGCCGCAUAAGAUUGGGGCGGCGUAUUUGAAGGAUAAGACAAUGGCGAAUUAG